CAAAAUGGCGUCUUUCACGAGAUAGGUACAUCCGCCGCAUACGGUAGUGCGAUAAAAAUAAUCGUGAUAUCUAAAAUUUCAUGUGCGAAUUUAAACUGUUUGUGAACUUUAUAAAGUGUUUGUGCUAAAUUACUAACAAAGUGCAGUUUGGAAUUUAUUAUCAUCAGUUUUCUCAAGUUUCUACAAGACGCAAGCAGCGGUGGUAGCAUAAUGUAUCAAGGCGGGUGAGACGCUAGCGCGUCGGUCACGGCGCGUACGCAGACAUGUCGUUCUUCAAUAAUCUUAAGAAGGUGCUACACCUCGGCGGUGGAAAUGACGCGAAAAAGAAAAAAGUUUUCAGCAACAUUAGGGAUAAUAGCGAUCCAAAUGAACAUUGGGACAUGAUUGGGGAGUUGGGCGAUGGCGCCUUUGGAAAGGUGUACAAAGCCCAGCAUAAAACUACAGCCCAAUUGGCCGCUGCCAAAAUGUGUGUGUUGGACAAUGAGGACGAUUUGGCAGACUUUACAGUGGAGAUUGACAUUUUGACUGAAUGCAGACACCCGAAUGUCGUGGAACUGCAUGAAGCGUACUUCAUUGACAAUAAGCUAUGGAUGCUCCUCGAAUACUGCGACGGUGGCGCCCUCGACUCGGUGAUGGCGGAAUUGGAGAAGGGGCUCAACGAAUCGCAGAUUGCCUACGUCUGUCGCGAGAUGUGUAAAGGAUUGGAGUUUCUGCACUCCAUGAAGGUCAUCCAUCGGGAUCUGAAGGCUGGAAAUGUCCUGGCCACGAUGACUGGUGGUGUUAAAUUGGCGGACUUCGGUGUGUCAGCGAAGAACAAGUCGACACUGCAGAAGCACGAUACGUUCAUCGGAACACCUUAUUGGAUGGCGCCUGAAGUCGUCCUCUGCGAGACGUUUAGGGACCAUCCCUAUGACUUUAAGGUGGACAUUUGGUCGCUCGGCAUCACACUGAUCGAGUUCGCUCAAAUAGAGCCCCCGAAUCACGAGAUGACUCCGAUGCGAGUGCUGCUGAAGAUCCAGAAGAGUGAUCCUCCGACACUUGAACAGCCUUCGAGGUGGUCGAAGCAUUUCAAUGAUUUUAUAUCCAAAGCGCUUGUUAAGGACCCAGAAAAGCGUCCAACAUCAACGGAACUUCUGAAGCACGAGUUCGUCAGUGGAAAUCUCGACUCGAAAUCUCUGAGGGAUCUCUUACUCGAGUACAGAGCUGAGGUGGUCGAAGAAGAGCUGUUGGAUGAUGAUUCCGAGGAACAUCGCAGCUCUCAAAUGCAGAUGGAGAUCGAAGAUGACUCAACAUCUGUCCGGUCGGGCGAGACGCCGGACAUAAAGAUGUCGGAACAAGAGGCGUCCGCCCCCCGCGCAGCCGCCGCGGCCCCGCCCCGCUCCCCUCGUGCCGCUUCGCCCGCGCCUCUUCCGCCCUCGCAGCCAGCCAAGAGGCCGCACGACGACGCGGACAUCGAUCAUCGGCACGCUGACAGGAAACCGCCCGCCCCAAAGAAAGAAAAAGGCCCUGCGCCCCCUCCCCCUGCGCUGUCAGCGACCCCGCCGACCCCAACAACACCCAUUACCCCAAUACAGUCACCGUCGACCCCCACGCAAACUUCCAUACCUCCAGCCCCCACACAACCUGUUCAAUCAACGACACCAGUCACACAAUCUACACAGAGUACCCCAACACAAUCACCUACCCCUCUACAGACGCCAACGACCCCCACGACCCCCACUCCAGAAACGGCGCCUUUGACCCCCUCACAGGCCGCUACGCGUGGGGGCCGCAAACAGCCCGCGCCGCCCCCUCCCGCCCCCACUCCCGCCAGUCCCACUACCGCUGGCAAGUUUAUUGUGGACCAGGUGUGUCGAGAAGCAGAACAGGCGGUAGAAAAACAAUCGAUAAAUCCAGAGGUGCAGUUAGUAGAUACAAAACCAAAGCCAGAUAGACCCGAACUGACAGAAAACGAAGCUGUCAGUGUCACUGUCAAACAUGACGUUAAUAGAAAUAGCACGGAAAUUGACAGGAAUAAUGUCAAAAUUGACGCCAAGACAGACGAUAAGAUAAACGACAGAAACACAGAUGUUAAAACGGAAAUUAAAAGCAUAGACGAUUCUAGGAAACAAAAAGAAGUGAAGAGAAGAAGUAUGGAGAUCGAGAGCAAACUCGAAAAGUCCAAAAGUCUAGCCGCGCAGAGGCAGAGUCUCACCGACGUCAGAGAAACCUACGAGAAGAGAGCUUUGGAAGAGAGGAAGAGCUUCGAUUCAGAAGUGAGAGAGGUUAAAAGAGAGGGAGAGAAGGAGAAGGCUAGAUCGACGGACGAGAUUGGUGCGAGCGAGACGAAGAGAGUCAGUGCUGAGAUCAGUAGGAUCGAGUCCAGGUCGCGGAGUAUGGACGAUAAGGAUCGACUGGAUCGAGCCAUUCGGGAUUAUUCCAGGUCCAGCUCAAUAGAUAAGAGUUCCAUCGAGAUAAAGCCAGCUGUGACACCAACUCAGCCAUCACCGUCUCAAGCGGUAACAGUUGUCUCAGUGAGCGCUGAACCUAACUCUUUGGAUGCGGUCCCUUGCGGUCUCGUCACCGUAACCACGACUCAUCCUCCCGUGCUUAGCACAGGCGCCAGGCUGCCUCCGAAUGCAGUGACGAUAUCUAGCACCCCGCCCAUCAAUGAUGAGGUGGUGGUGGUGGGGGGUUCGGCCAGCGUCGUCACCACCGCCACGGGCUCCUCAUCCGACGACGACUGCUUCGCGCCUUCGUCUCUUGACUCGCUGGACUGCACCACAUGCUACACGGAGAAGAGUAGAGGCCGUCGCCUGGACAGCAGUGAAGUGCUGAUCCUCAGCCCUGGAGCUGGUGAUUCGGGUCUUGGGUUCGACGAUUCCCAUAAUCUCAAUUUGGACACGUCCCAUGUCUCGGUGGUGACAGUUGGGGCAGAAGAAGUGCGGGUUCGCGAUUCGGCAGCGACGCAUAUAGCCCUGCCGCACAACGACCACGCUAGCAGAUUGAGUCCUGAUAGCUUUGAAAGUCGGCGCUCCGACAGUGGUUCCGGAAGGUCGGAGAGAUCACGUCGUGGUGAUGCGGAUUCUUUGGCGACGACGGCAUCACAUGACUCCCCGCACCUGAAUGGUGGUGGGCGGGUAAAUAAAGACAGUCAGAGCAUAGAAGAGAAUGGAGAAGUGGAAGUGGUAUUGAGAAGGAAACCGCAAGAGAACGUCAAUAGGAUACAGAGGUCAAAAGAAGACAUACAUAUGGCGAAUCUGAAGAAGAAGACUCGGAAACGCACGAGGAAGUUUGAAAUUGACGGCGUUAUCGUUACUACUACGACUCAUAAGGUGAUAUGGGGCGACGAAGAGAGCGGUCGCACGUGGGACGACCACGCCCUGCGCAAACAGGAGUUGCGCGAGAUCAAGAUGCUGCAAAAGCAGGAGCAGAAGCAGUUCCAGGACCUCAGCGCCAAGGAGGCGCAGCUCAGGGAGCAGCAGGACAAGAGGUUCGAAGCGGAGUUGGCUUCCCUGUGUCGAGCCCACGAAGCAGAUCUGGAUACGUUGGCUCGCGCUCAAAGGGCGGCUGCCGAACGGGCUGAGCAACAGCUGGAGGCAGAGUUGCGCGCCCAAGCGAAACGCCUUCGUGCUGACCACGAAAGGGAUCUUCGGCAUUUUAGGGAUACCCUCAAACAGGAGUUGCGGCUGCUGAAGCAGGAAGUAGAACUAGUCGCAAAGGACCGUCGCAAAGAGGCAUAUAGGCAGCGACGGACGCGCCUAGACGCCGAGCACGCAGCUCGCGAGCGCGCGUACGUCGCCUCAUUGGCCGAGAGCGGAGACGCCGUACUAAGACGCGUACACGCCACGCACCGCGAGAGGCAGGCCUUGGCCGAUAGGCAGCAUUUGCAGCAGAGGCAGCAGAUAAUGCGGACACGAGAGGCAGCACUCUGGGAAUUGGAAGAGAAGCAAAUCCAUGAGAGGCAUCAGCUGGCGAAACGACAGCUGAAAGACGAGUUCUUGCUCCGACGGCAUCAGAUGCUGGUCAGGCAUGAUAAGGAGUUGGAGCAGAUUAAGAGGAAAAAUCAACGCAAAGAAGAGGAGUUGGCGAAGUGCCAGGCGUUGGAGAAGAGAUCUCUUCCCAAACGUAUACGUGCGGAGCAGAAGGCGCGAGAGAUGAUGUUCAGGGAGUCUUUGAGAAUCGGUGCCGCUACUCAUAGUCAUGAUGAUGAGAGGGAAAGGCUUAAGAAGUUCCAAGAGAACGAGAAACGUCGUUAUCGAGCUGAACAGCAAAGGCUGGCGACGAAGCACGCGAAGGCCAGGGAGGAGCUGAAGGCUGCUGGCGAGGCGUUACUCCGCGAACUGGAGCAAUACCAGAAUGAGAAGCGCAAAGCGCUGAUGAAUCAUGAGAGCAAUAAGAUGAAGGCGAUCGAGGAGCGGUAUGGGCUGGAGUUGAAGGAGUGGCGCGCCACUUUGGGAGACAGGAAGCAGAAUCUUGUCGAAGCCUUCAAAAAGCAACUCGACGAUCACGAGAACAAAUUCGGCAUUGCCAUACCGGACCGGGAGGGUUACCUUAACGUACCCUGGCCGAAGAACGUCUUGCAGCACGUGCUGUCCACUUACCACCAUCGGAACUCGUUCAUCGGCUCCCUUUCGCGCUCCAGGACCAGCCUCAACUUGGCCCUGUCCAACGCGAACACGCCCAACAUGGAACGCAGGAGUUCCUCUCCCAAUCGUCUCACGAAAUCCGCGGCCACCAGCGCCACUAACACCGCCAAACGUGGCAGACUGACCAAGGCCCAAAAGUUUGGAUCCACGUCCAAUCUGAAACUGGUCUCCGAGAAGAUAUCAGGAUUCUCCGUGUUUAACAAUGACGAGACCAAACGUCUUCCGAUAAUGGCGUACGAUGAUAUUCCGCGGGAGAUUGAGGAGGAGCCGAAGAGACUGGAGCGUUCGAAGCCGGUUCAGAAGAAACUGAACAGGCAGAGUUUGAGUGAGCAGCUGUUUAAGGAAGUGAACGAAACGAUGAAACGGAGUAUGUCCCAGCAGAGUUUGAAGGAUGUCAGCAUGGAGGCGGUGAUGAUAGAUAUGCCGUCGCUGGAGGGGAGGGAUGAUAGCAGUGAUGAUGAAAGGCAUUUCAGCAGGUGGGGCGCGGUUAGGGGGUCGAAUAGCUAUGCGAACGCUUCGGGCGUGCCGGUCAGUCAAUUGUCCACUCUGAAUUUGAAGACUCAAGUCAAUAAAGCCAAAAGUCCGGAUUCUGUUGCUUGAGACGUAAAAGUCGUAAUAAAAUUGUUCAGUAAAAGAAUCCCUUUUGAAACAAAAAAUGUUUUCUGUCUCUUUCUGUCACAGCGUAAACACGUACUCGAUGUACGUGUACGUAAUUGGGAUUUCAUAUUGCGGGUAGUUUUAAAAAUUAACUAAAAUUUGUCAUAAAUCGCGGUUUUUUUAAUUACAAAUAGAGAUGGUUUUGUAAAUGUUUUAAACAUAUUAAAUAAUUAUGAUUUCGCGUGUCAAGUAAUGUGAUAACUGACCAUAGACAAUGCUGUAUAUAUGAAUAAUCAAAUACAGUGGUUCAACUACGCCAACACACAACAGGGACAUUAAUUGUGACGAAAUUAUCAAUUUUCCAUCCACGCCCUAAUAAAUUCUAGUAUACAUUAUCAAUUAAAAAUUAAUUACAGAUAGUAUUAAUUAGUAUCCAAAUUUAAAGAAGAUGCCAUGUACGAUGCCAAUCGUUUAGUAUAAGAUUCGAUGUUGCCUUGUAAAUUUUUAUGCUUCCGAGUUUGUGCCUAAAUAGUGUAAAUGCAUUUAUCAUGGCAGACAUGAAGUGUUCGGAGAUGAGAAACAUUUUCAGUUGAGAGUACUUACGAAUGUCACAUAGAUGUUUUUGUCUCACUCUUUGAAAGAUAGGCAGGGUUUUAUAUAGAUGUAGUUAAUUAUUCUUAAAAGUGUGAUCGCUAUUUCCCUGAUCACAGGUCUAAAGUUGGCAUUAAAGCAUUAUAUUUGUAUAUCUGUCGCAGUAAAGUAGUUGAAUCACAGAGUCAAUUGAAUCUCUAGACAGUUGAUUAAAGAUCGGUAUUUAAUCAAGUCGCUAGAAUUUUUUAUUUAAAUAAAGCGUCGAAAACGUUUAAGUAUCUGUCUGACUGAAAGCCAGCGUGUUCAUUUAUAAUGUAAAACAAGAUGGCGGUCACGACAACAUUAGCAGCAUUACUUUUAGAAUUUUCUCGGUCUUUGUUGACAUUGUAAACAUGUUGUAGACUCCGCCAUGAUUAUUUCUGUGUGAUCGUGAAGAACUGAGAGCUUGGAAAUUCCGUGUUUUGUUUUAUUGAAAAAGGUUAGGUUUUGCUUAGGAACAUUUAGGAAACUCAAACGUUUCGUUCAGGCACUUGUCUGACGGAAUUUUAGCGACUUGAUUGAAUAUCGAUCUUUCAUUAACUGUCUAGAGAUUCAAUUAACUCUCUAAUUUAACUACUUUACGGCGACAUAUCUACGACCGUCCAUCGUUCCACAACUGAGCGUUUUUUUAUGCAGUUUUUGGCACCACUAUGUGGAACCAACUGCCUUAUAUUAGGCCUUUAUUAUAUAGGGCCUUUCAAAGGGCUUACCAAUUAUUAAAAAGCCUGUAGUACACUGGCGAAACCUCUGGCUUUUGACAAUGGACAGUAUUAACAUUCGAUGAAUGGGGUCGUUAUAAAAGCUUAUCUCCUAUAAACAAAAGCUUUUCAUAUCAUAUUUUUCAGCUUAAUACAAAAUAACUUGUCUAUAGGAGAUACAUCCGUUUAAAAUCUGUGCUCGUAUUUUUUAUACGUGUACGUCUACGUAAAACACUGAUCGCACGACCGUUUAUAAAUAAGUAUUAUAUCACAAAAGCAAACUUAAUAAGAAAAAAAUAUUUUUUCUUUUUGGUGCAUUAACCGAAGAAUCGUAAAAUAACAUUGGGAGAUAAGAUUUUUUUGUUGUCGUUAUCAGUGUUUACAUGUGAGACGUAACUUUCCUAUUUUAAUUAAUCUCUAAAGAAUAAUGACCACAGAUGGAAUUGAUUAAAAAUCUACAUACUAGUACCACCCUGCCUACAUAUAUACUUCUGUAAUCGACCGAGUCGAAACAGCGUUGAUUGAGGCAUCGUACUCAGAAGACUUCCUGUCUUCCAUGGACGUUUUAUUUAAAUUUUUUAAGAAUAUUUUACAUUAUAAUUAGUCUUAAUAUAUAUGCAUAAAAUAAUCACACUAACACACAGAAUUUAACACAUUUAAGUUAAAAUGUGUUAGAGCGGGGCUCUAAGUAAUCACUGAAAAUGUCGCAAUUCGUAGUUUUUCUACGAAAAUUCCAGGAAAAUCAAGUGAUUAUUUUUAUGAAUAUACAAAUUUCUGAGAAUUUUUGAGAUACUGCUCGCUUUAACCAGCAAGCAAGUAAAUACCCUCUUACUUAUAAACGCCUCUGAAGUUUAUUGAUUAAGUAGAAUCAUGCUAUUGUCGAAUGUUAAAAUUCUUAGUACUUUGAGAUAUUGGAUCUCUGAGGUAUGGAUUUAUUAAAUUGGGUUAAGGCCCAUGUAUUAUUAAGUAAAUUUUAAACAUGGUUUAGAGGCGUACCCGCCUCUAAACCGUUUAAAGUUCAGUUGGUUUUGACCCAAAGUUUUCGACAAGCGUGACCCACUAACGAUGUGUGAAGUGAUUCGUUUGGAAAUAGUCUCUUUUUGUGUAAUAGCGAUUUAGUCUCAAGUCACUGGUUUGACACAUCACUUUUAGACAAGUGUGACCCAUUAACGACAAAGUGAUUAGCGGGUCACGACUGUCGAAUAGUGAUUUUGACUCAAGUAUAGGUAAGGUGGUAUAUUUAGACAUCUUGCCAAAAUUAUAUUACCCAAAUGUUAGGCUAAAUAAUUGUUUUUAUAUAUGUUAUUAAAGAUAUAGCAUUUAAAAUCUAAAUCACUUUAAUAUAUUCCUCAUAGAUUU
Pieris rapae (cabbage white) is the source of this 7912-nucleotide messenger RNA. RefSeq names its product serine/threonine-protein kinase 10-A (gene Slik). The transcript has 27 exons. Gene Ontology annotation, biological process: protein phosphorylation. Gene Ontology annotation, molecular function: ATP binding; protein serine/threonine kinase activity. Lineage: Eukaryota; Metazoa; Arthropoda; Insecta; Lepidoptera; Pieridae. The record is from RefSeq and is a predicted model, not a curated record. The coding region runs from base 264 to 5228 and encodes 1654 amino acids.